AUGCGCAAAAAAUUAUAUACAAUCAACUUGUACGGUUUACAAAGUAAAUGUUGCUCGUUCAUUGGAAUGAAAAAUGCCUUCCCCUUGCGAACCAUUUAUUUAAAUGCUGGCGAAUCAUAUGCAGGUGCUGCUUUAUGGAAUGAUAAUAGGCUGAUAUUUUAUGAUCUUAUCAAAGAAGUCCAUAGCGUAGUGAAUUCAAAUAAAAAAGUAGAAUAUUCGAUAAAAAUUUCUCGAAUGCCAUGCACUACAAAAACGCCAGAAAUAGGAAUUGAUUAUAAUGAGGAGCACAUGAGUUUGCGAUCGUUGAUGCCACUUCACAGCCGAGAUUUACCUUUAUCACUUCAAAAUGUUGACGAAUUCACACAAAAGGCGAUGAAGAUGAAUCGAAAAUCGUUUAAGAAACCAUAUUUCGAAAGGCGCAGGAAGGUACCAGCGGACAAUGAAUAUUUAUACUACGAGGAAGAGGAUGAUGAAACCGCCGGAAAAAGCUUUAAGGCCAAUAAAAAGCUCAUAUCCGAUGACAGCCUUUGGCCAGUUGGACAUAAAUCGAAAACAAAUAUACAUUUUGCUGAAAGUCAAGGAUUCUCGAAAACAUGGGACAACAGUGAUGAUGAUUAUGAAUAUGAAUUAAACAUUAAUAAAGGUGAACGUUCCAAUGUUUAUAAUACGGAUUUGGAAGAAAGUUAUUCAUCAGGAAAAUCUUUUUAUUUAUCUCCUAAUUAUCCAUUUCGUUUUGCACAAAAAGAUCAUAAAAAAGCGGAUAACGAUUUGCUAUUACCAACGUUGAAUUUUGCACGAAACGUACAAAGAAGACCGAAAGUUCACCAGGCUUUAACAUACUUUGGGCAGCAGCCUAAUUAUCUCGAAUCAUUGCAAUGCUUUAGCGGUGAUAUGACAGUUAAAACGCUUAAUGGAAUAAAAUCCCUUAAAAAUUUAACUACAAAUGAUCGCGUUUUAUCUACUGAAGAAUCCAUUAUAUCUUAUUCGCCAAUUUUGAUGUUCUUACAUCGCUUGGAAAAUGAGAUCGCUGAGUUCAAUCUAAUAACAACGGUUGGCAAUAAGAAAUUAAAAAUAACGGAUUAUCACCUUAUUUAUACAAAUGAUUGCAAUUUAAAAGAUCCUUUGCGUUUAUUAUAUGCUAAAGAUUUACGUAAAGGACAGUGUUUAUAUAGUAUCGAAAGCCAAUCGUCUUUCCAACCUGUUAAAAUAUUAUCUAUUGAGCGGGUAAAAGAGAUUGGAAUCUAUGCUCCAUUAACGAAUUCGGGAGAUAUUGUAGUGAAUUCGAUUUUGACGUCUUGUCAUAGCAAUGUGGCGAUGCAAACCCUUCAGCAAACAUUUUUCACUUUGUAUCGCCGAGUACAUGCAUGGAUCGCUAGUGCUUUCGAUAUGCCACCACACAACGAUCUUCCAUUUGGUGUAUCAUUUCUUGCAACAAUUAUUGAAUCUAUUGUACCACUUUGA
This is a messenger RNA of Dracunculus medinensis (Guinea worm), 1461 nucleotides long. NCBI's taxonomy places the organism in Eukaryota, Metazoa, Nematoda, Chromadorea, Rhabditida, Dracunculidae. The record is from the annotation of a GenBank genome assembly.